Molecule: messenger RNA, 5126 nt
Organism: Hermetia illucens (black soldier fly)
Lineage: Eukaryota; Metazoa; Arthropoda; Insecta; Diptera; Stratiomyidae
Product: roundabout homolog 2
Exons: 14
Coding region: 614-4645 (1343 amino acids)
Biological process (GO): axon guidance; homophilic cell-cell adhesion; dendrite self-avoidance
Cellular component (GO): plasma membrane; axon
Molecular function (GO): cell-cell adhesion mediator activity
Source: RefSeq, a predicted model, not a curated record
UCGGAGAGUCAGUUGAGCCUCGAGUCCUGGCCUAAUUGGAUGGAAAAUUUUCGUUGUCGCGUUGGAAAGGCGAGUUCGUUGGUGGCUCGUGUGCACUCUAUGAGGGCUUGAUCCUUGUAGCCAGAAUUUUGUUUUGUGCAAUGCUUUGUGCAAGCUUGUUUGCCAUUUAGUUGGUCUUGCAACAUUGUUUAAGGAUCUAUUGCAGUUUUGCGAGUGCAAGGACUAUUGGCGACUAUUGCGUAUGGAGUGAAUAGAACAUUUUUGAGUUUGGUAGUGCCCGCUACCGCCUGCUAUUCGGUGUGUGCUAUAGUUCGUGUUGCGCAUUUUGUUGUGGUUACAUGGCGGUGGAAGGGUUAAGAAGGCAUGAAAUUCAAAUGCCAUGAGAGAGAUGAGUGCGAAAAUCUUCAGUAGAGUGCAAUAAUAGCAAUAAUUGAUAGUAAUUGGUUUGAAGUGUUGUUUGAGCAAGGAUCCCUGGUUCAAUCCUGUUUUUGGUUUCCAGUGAUUUUUCGGUUUGGUUUUGAAUUUCUUAGAUUUCACGGGUUGAGUUUUUUUUAAAAGAUUGAUGCGGAAUUUAAGAUAGGAGAACACAGAAGGAUUGUUGAAACGGUGAACGAUGAGCUGGCGAAAAAUGGAUUUCAAUACGGUUCUGGUCGCGCUUUCAUUGCUGCUGGGGCUGCUCAACGUUGAAGGUUCACAAAUUCCUCGAAUUAUCGAGCAUCCCAUCGACACCACCGUUCCACGCCACGAACCCGCUACACUGAAUUGUAAAGCUGAAGGAUUUCCGCCGCCAACAAUACAAUGGUAUAAGGAUGGUGUUCCAUUGAAAAUAUUGCCAGGAUCUCACCGUAUAGUCCUGCCAGCGGGCGGCUUGUUUUUUCUAAAGGUUGUAAAUUCUCGACGGGAAAGCGAUGCCGGCGUCUACUGGUGCGAGGCGAAAAACGAGCUGGGGGUGUCGAGGAGCAGAAAUGCCACUUUGCAAGUAGCAGUUCUCCGGGAAGAUUUUCGCUUGGAGCCGCAAAACACUCGGGUGGCGCAAGGUGACACUGCUUUGUUGGAAUGUGCACCCCCGAAAGGCAUACCUGAGCCGGUGGUAAGUUGGCGAAAGAACGGGCAAAAGUUGGAAUUGGAAGGCUCGAAAAGGUUGCGUAUAGUGGAUGGAGGCAAUUUAGCUAUUCAAGAUGCUCGACAAACUGACGAAGGACAAUAUCAAUGCAUUGCUAAGAAUUUGGUUGGCAUCAGAGAGUCGUCCGCAGCAAUUUUAAAAAUUCAUGUCAAGCCAUUCCUGAUACGUGGACCGCACAAUCAAAUCGUGGUGGAGGGUUCAUCCGUAACAUUUCAAUGUCGAGUGGGCGGCGAUCCCAUGCCCGAUGUGUUAUGGCGACGCACAGCAUCAGGCGGUAAUAUGCCGCUAGAUAGGGUACAUAUCCUAGAGGACCGAAGCCUCCGACUCGAAGGUGUCACUCUAAAUGACGAGGGUGAAUACAGUUGCGAAGCAGAUAAUGUGGUCGGCUCGAUAUCGGCAAUGGGGACCCUAACAGUUUACUCUGCACCGAAAUUUAUCAUUCAUCCAACGCCACAAUCCCGAGAACCACCAUCGGACGUGUCAUUUGAAUGCAAGGCAUCGGGUAACCCGAAACCAACCAUGUUCUGGUCGAUAGAAGGAAACCGCUCAUUAAUUUUUCCCGGGACGAAAUUGGACCGUUUCGAGACAACAUCAACGGACGAGGGUCUGACUAUUCUUACGUUGCCACAAAUCAAGCGCACGGAUGACGGGCUUGUAGUUAUUUGUAGUGCAAUUAACCCGGUCGGGUCAAUCAGUGCUCGUGCCCGUUUAACCGUCACCUCUCAAGAGGACCGGCCACCCCCUAUUAUUAUUUAUGGGCCGGCGAAUCAAACGUUGCCGGUGAAAUCUAUAGCGGUCCUCAAUUGCAAGGCGACCGGCACACCAAAACCGAUUAUCUCUUGGUACCGGGAUGGUAUUCCGGUCGUUGCACAACCUGGAAAAUCCAACAUCACAGAAUCCGGCACUCUAAUUAUAUCUGACUUGGACCGGAACGAGGAUCAAGGACUGUACACAUGUGUGGCGAGCAGCCGAAGUGGAAAGUCCACAUGGAGUGGAUUCCUGCGUCUUGAGAUACCAACAAAUCCGAAUAUUAAAUUCUAUCGAGCGCCGGAUAUUUCAAAAUUUCCCAGCGCUCCGGGAAAACCUCAAGUAGUGAAUGUGACCGAGGACGCUAUUGCGAUAAUGUGGGAGCCGAGCAGCAAACCUGGAGGUUCGGAGAUUAUUGGAUAUAGUGUGGAGGUUUUUUCGAAUAAUAUGACCAAGGGAUGGGUACCGACCGGGACGAAGAUUAUGGAAAACGUUUACAUCGAGACAGGACUAACGUUUGGGGCGAGCUACAUGUUUAUUGUCCGGGCUGAGAAUUUGCAUGGACUUUCACCACCGAGUCCUAUGUCUGAUGUCAUUGUUGCCGGCAAGAGCGUCGUCGAAGAGGAUGUCAGCUUAAAUGAGGCUCAGGCAAUUCUGUCGUCAGGUGAUGUCGUUGAAUUGCUCGAGGCAAAUGCUACGGAUUCAACCAGCGUACGUCUGGCAUGGGAGAUCGUAAACGGACAGUAUGUUGAAGGAUUUUAUAUUUAUUCACGCGAGAUGACGACUAAUGGCAGCUAUAAAAUGCUGACCGUUCUUCAUGGCGGUGGUGCGUCAGCGUGCACAAUUACAGGACUCAUGAAGGCGACGGAAUACGAAUUCUUCCUGGUGCCUUUCUAUAAAGUGGUUGAAGGCAAACCGUCGAAUUCGAGGCGUGCCAAGACAUUUGAAGAUGUGCCCAGUGGAGCUCCCUCAAACAUGGAAGCUGUCCUUUUCAAUACAACAGCAGUUUAUCUCAAGUGGCAGCCCCCAAGCAAUAGUUCCUUAAAUGGUGUCCUUACCAGUUAUCACGUCAUCGUUCGAGGUCUGGAUGCAUUAAAUAUAUCCCGAAUUCUUACAAAUAUGACAGUUGAAGCGACUACCCCAUCCCUCCUGCUUGCUAAUCUGACGUCAGGUGUGACGUACUACAUUAGUGUAGCAGCUGCCACUAGGAAGGGUGUCGGCCCAUUCAGUCAACCGGCCACACUCCGUCUCGACCCGAAGACUAAAAAAUUGGAUCAAGGAUAUACUCGAUAUCCAAUAAGUCGGAAUAUAUCUGAUGACUUCCUAACCCAGACGUGGUUCAUCGUGCUCCUCGGAUCUAUCAUAGCCGUCAUAGUGUUCCUUUUCGGCGCCAUGGUACUGUUCAAGCGAUAUCAGUUUAUCAAGCAAACAUCGUUGGGGAGUAUACAUGGCAAUCACGCAAUCGGCACGGUACGAAAAUUUCCCACAUUGCCAUUGAAUGCGGCCGGCGUUUGGAUUGAUCCAACCGGAGGCGUUUGGAGGCAAGCAUCAACUGUUACGAAAGAUUCCGUUCCUGAUUACGCACAAAUUUCAACGGCACCGACACUACCAUUACCGGAUUACGAAAGACUGACACCACUGAAUAUGCCAGAUUAUGCGGAGGUGGCGGGUUGUUCGACAUUUAAAAAUCACCCCAUAUCCCCGCUGUACGACAGCUGUGGAGCCUAUGCGACAACGAACCUUGUUACAAACGCUAAACUGUAUCAGAAUCGUUAUGCAACGGGCACGCUAAAGGACACGACGGGCAGUUUGGGCGGUAGCGGAGCCAAGCACCACCGCGGAAAUGGCUUGUAUUCGGCGCCGAGUAGUAACCAUUAUAACUUGGAUGCAAGUAAUUUUAUGUUCAGCGAUACAAAUUAUCCAAUAAACAAGACACCAUCCCCGUCCAUGGCGGGAGUAGGACUGGGCUCCGGUGUCUCCAAGGGGGUUAAUAGCAACACCACAACAUCCACUGGCGGUACCGGUGGUGGUGCUGUAAUGGGAAAAAUGAACAUCAUCGAGAACAAAAUGGAUCUCAUAAAUAACUUAAAUCGUACGUCAUCAUCAUCAUCAUCAACGACGUCUGUUCCUAACCAUAUAUCGUCUGCAAUGAGUAGUCGGCCAUUGUUGAACGGAUUUAGCAGCAGCAGCAACGUGGCCGGGGGUGGUCAUAUCGGUGGCAUUGGGGGUGGCCAUAUUGGUUAUGGAAACAUGUUCAGCGGCACUGGUGCACCGAAUGGCCUGUCGUCGUCCACAACAAUCAAACGUAAUCGCCAUCCGAAACUUUUCAGCAGUGAUAAUAAAAUAAAUUUCGGUAAUGGCUCCAGUAUUAGCCACUCGAACUACGGGUCGGUAGCGAACGCUGGGGUGGGUGGAUGCGGCGGAAAAACUCCUUCCGGGUGCGGCGGCAUGACUGAAAGUUUUGAAACUCAUUCGAGUUCCGGAAACAAUAAUCAUUACGGCGAAGAAUCAUCAUUGGCCGCAUCUCAUCGUUCCGCAACAACGGCAAACGGCGGCAGGAAUAAGGACUCUUCCUUAACUUGGUCGUCCUCCGUUCAGAACGCUUCAUAUCAAUAUCCAAAUAGUUCGGUAUCGUCCUCGUCGCAUGGUAACAAUAGCAACAAUGUCAUGCCGGCGAGUGCAACAAGUUCUUCGAAUAAAAGUGAUAGCAAUCAUAGAAACGGUAGUGGUUCCCAAAUAUAUUUAAGUAGUUUCGGAAAAAGUGAUAACGUGUAAAGUACAUCUAGUUAGGAUUAAGAUGCGACGGCAUAGGCGCUGUAGAUAUCAGAUACCUUUUAAUGCUAGGAAGUCAUGUAUAUGUAGGAUAAGAAUUGUUUGUUUUCCGUAUUACGUUUUGUAAAUUUUUUGUUGAACUGUUCUAUGUUAGCCCCGGCACCGGCCCUCAUGUGGGGCUGUGGUCGAAGCAGGGCGGCCCCUUUCAAGAGCUUCCCUUACAAGAAGAAAGUAGUACUCCAGCAUUUGAAACUGCUAAUCAUUAAAGGCCUACACUCAACACGAUAACGACAUAACGCCUAAUCAGCACAAGUUGUAAGCGAGCGACAUGCAAAUGUGAGUAUCUUUUGGUUUUCUUAAAUUUGGAUCACAAGAAAGCUACAUUUAUCUUAAGUUUUUAUACUCGUAUGGUUACUAACUGUGUCGAAAGGCUUCACUAUUAUUUGGAACAAUAGAUUGGAAAUUAAAAGCAAAUGUAAAUAAU